CAUUCAAUUAGGCGAGGUGUUGCAAUCCAGACAAUUUAUUCAACUCCAUUUCCAUUCUAUCAACUCACCUCAAAAGAGGUAGCUUUGGCUACUCCAUUGAACUGCAACAGACAAAUGAAAAGGAGUCAACAAUCAGUGCCAUUACAUAGAAUUGUGUUUUUGCAAACCUGAGAGCUAUGGAUUGUUGGAAAGCAGGGAGCGAUAAGAAAUGGGUAUAUCCUACACUGCUCUUGUGCAUAUACGGAUUUUUUGCUACAAUGAAGCCUGCAGAGCCCUUUCUGACGCCAUAUUUAGUUGGACCAGAUAAAAAUUUCACGAUUGAACAGGUUACGAACCAAUUGUUCCCCAUUUGGACGUAUUCAUUCUUGGCACUACUGAUCCCAGUCUUUUUGUUCACUGACUACCUAAGAUACAAACCUGUCAUCAUUAUACAAGGUGUUGCUUUGGUGAUUAACUAUGUAUUGCUAGUCUUUGCAGACGGAAUGAUGGCUAUGUGCUAUCUUCAAUUCAACAAUGGUCUUGUAUCAGCUACAGAAGUCGCUUACUACUCAUAUAUUUACAGCGUCGUUGAUGCUGAGCAUUACCAGAAAGUGACCAGCUACUGCCGAAGUAUUACUUUGACUGCUUAUACGGUGGGAUCAACAAUGGCACAACUUUUAGUUUCACUGGAAGUUGUCUCCUAUUUUGAUCUAAAUGUCAUUUCAUUGGGAUCAAUGACUGUGGCCCUGUUGACAUCGUGUUUUCUACCCAUGCCGAGGCAAAGCAUAUUCUUCCAAAGUUCAGAUAAAUCUUCAGAUGACACAAUAAAAUCAAACACUUCCAAUGGCUGCAUACACCUCAAGAAAAAUUUGCAAGGAUCCAGUGAGAACACUUUCUUCUCUGAAAGAAAAUGGUUAACCCAUUGGCUGAGUAUAAAGGGGAAAAACACUUUUCUAAAGGUGAUACUUCAGCUAUGGUCUGAUUUUAAGAUUUGUUACUCAUCAAGAAAUCUGCUUUAUUGGUCAUUCUGGUGGGCCAUAGGUACUUGCGGCUAUUAUCAGAUUUUCAAUUAUGUUCAAGUGCUCUGGGAUCAUAUUGCACCAUCCAAGAAUGUCUCAGUAUUUAAUGGUGGUGUAGAGGCACUGACAACUCUUACAGGUGCCAUUACCUCCUUUGGUGUCGGCUAUAUCAAGCUGGACUGGGCUGUCUGGGGAGAACUGGUGCUGGGAAUCUUCUCAGGAGUUAGCAGUGCUGCUCUAUUCAUCAUGGACACUACAAACAACAUCUGGGUUUGCUAUGUUGGUUACAUGAUAUUCAAAGCCUCGUACAUGCUGCUCAUUACCAUAACCACAUUCUGUAUUGCAUCAAACCUUUGCAUGGAGCGUUACGCCUUACUGUUUGGGGUAAACAACUGCAUGGCACUAAUACUUCAGACUAUCCUGACUAUUGUUGUCGUUGAUUCGAGUGGUCUGGGGCUGGACAUUGUUACCCAGUUUCUGAUCUAUGGGAGUUUCUAUGCUUUGAUUGCUGGCACCUUCCUGCUGAAAGGGGUGCACACUUUCAUUCAACACAGAUUGAAAAGAAAGGAGAGGAAUCUAGAAGAAGACGUAACAUCUAUCACUUUGGAUCCUCCAACUCAACAGAUGUGUAUGAGCACUAAGCUAUAAAUUGAGUAAGGAAGUUGGACGGGAAGAAAUGCAUUUCACAGCCACCUGAACUUUCCAAUGUAAAAUUAUUCUCGGGUUACACUGUACAGUCCCUGAAAUGUCCCAUAAAUGUGCCAAAGUCCAUGCUGACUCAUAAGAAAUUUAGUUGUUUAGCAUAUUUGGUUGUAAUUAGGGUAAUAUAUAUGAGUUCUGUGUGUGCAAUUAAUUGAACCUUACACAGGAAAUCAAUGUGCAAAGCCCAUUGGCUGAACACUCCCAUGCAACUCCCUACCUUGUAUGAUGUAGGAAAUUUUAAAUAGGUAUCACCUAAAACCCUUGAAAGCAUACCGUCCAGGUGCAUGCCAGCCUGGUAUGGCAACUUCUCUGACCAGGGCCAUAGGAAACUACACAUGACGGUGUACAUAGCCCAGACCAUCACAGAAGCCAACCUUCCAUCCAUGGACUCCAUUUACAUGGCUCACUGCUGUGGAAGGUCAGCCAAAAUCAUCAAAGACCCAUUGCACCCUGGUAAUGACCUCCUACAACUUCUUUCGUCAGGCAGAAGAUACAGAAGCCUAAACACAUGCACGAGCAGUUCAGGAACAGCUUCUUCCUGGCUGUUAUGAGACUGAUUAGUGGCUUCUCUGGCCUCAAAUCACGCUGAUCUUGUGAAUGUUGAUCUCACCUUGUGCACGCCUUAUGCAAUGUAACCAGUAUGCCUCUGUCUAAGUCUUUUUUGAU
Stegostoma tigrinum is the source of this 2366-nucleotide messenger RNA. RefSeq names its product solute carrier family 19 member 3b (gene slc19a3b). The coding region runs from base 177 to 1646 and encodes 489 amino acids. Gene Ontology annotation, cellular component: plasma membrane. Gene Ontology annotation, molecular function: vitamin transmembrane transporter activity. Gene Ontology annotation, biological process: transmembrane transport; vitamin transport. The transcript is spliced from 5 exons. NCBI's taxonomy places the organism in Eukaryota, Metazoa, Chordata, Chondrichthyes, Orectolobiformes, Stegostomatidae. The record is from RefSeq and is a predicted model, not a curated record.